UCUGUGUGGACGAUUGGGAGUCCUACCACCCCGCCCCAGCGCUGUGCAGGGAGCCGCUGGCUGAGUAACUCCUGAGGCCUGGACCGCAUUGCGUCGCUAGGGUUUGAGCUGUCGGCCCCCCUGGUGGGGGAAGCUGGAAUAACAUCCUGGGAAUCAGAGGUCAUUUGAGAGAAAUGAGGGAGCCCGUGUGCCCCUAGAUUGCCUUGUGCUCCCCUUUCCCCUACUUCCCCUACUCGUCUCACCAGCCAAGUGAGGCCCGAGAUGAAAGGGACAUGGGGCAGCAUCAAGGAUUGAUGUCUGCUGGUUACAUUUGAGGGUGCAGGGGAGUCACAAGGCGGGUUCGAGUCCAGCUUUAGGAGGGCAGUGAGUUGUAGUGGUUUGAGAGAGUUGGGAGCCAGCACUUCUGGGUCCCAUUCUGAGGGGUGGCUGUGCUGAGACCCUGACUGUGUAUUGUGAGGUGGGGGGAGGGUAUCUGGUUGUGCCGGGUUCCUGUCUUAUAGCCCACUCCCCACCACUGCAGGAGCCCAGCCAUGGCGACCAUGGUGUACCCGCGAGAGGAGAAGCUGAGCCAGGAUGAGAUCGUGCUGGGCACCAAGGCUGUGAUCCAAGGGCUGGAAACGCUGCGCAGUGAGCACCACUCCAUUCUGGCCACCCUGCUGGACCCCAGGAACUGCCUGGACAAGCAGCAUGAGCCCAGCACUGUGCAGGAGAAGUCCAGCCUGCUGCGCAAGUCACUGGAGGCCAUCGAGCUGGGGCUGGGGGAGGCCCAGGUGAUCAUUGCUCUGUCGAGCCACCUGAGUGCGGUGGAGUCCGAGAAGCAGAAGCUGCGGGCCCAGGUGCGGCGUCUGGUGCAGGAGAACCAGUGGCUGCGACAGCGCAGCGAGCAGGCCGUGGCGCAGCUUGAGGAGGAGAAGAAGCACCUGGAGUUCAUGAACCAGAUCAAGAAGUUUGACGAAGACAUCUCCCCCUCGGAAGAGAAGAAUGGGGAGGCAGCCAAGGAUUCGCUGGAUGACCUGUUUCCCAGUGACGACGACCAGGGCCAAGGGUCGGCACCUGGCAGCGGGGAGGCCGCGGCCCAGCAUGGGGGCUACGAGAUCCCAGCACGGCUGCGCACGCUGCACAACCUGGUGAUCCAGUAUGCUUCCCAGGGGCGCUACGAGGUGGCUGUGCCACUCUGCAAGCAGGCACUGGAGGACCUGGAAAAGACCUCAGGCCAUGACCACCCCGACGUGGCCACCAUGCUCAACAUCCUGGCCUUGGUAUACAGGGACCAGAACAAGUACAAGGAGGCUGCUCAUCUUCUCAACGAUGCACUGGCCAUCCGGGAAAAGACCCUGGGCAAGGACCACCCUGCUGUGGCUGCCACCCUGAACAACCUGGCAGUGCUGUACGGUAAGAGGGGCAAGUAGAAGGAGGCCGAGCCGCUGUGCAAGAGAGCAUUGGAGAUCCGUGAGAAGGUGCUGGGCCGGUUCCAUCCCGACGUGGCCAAGCAGCUGAACAACCUGGCGCUGCUGUGCCAGAACCAGGGCAAGGCGGAGGAGGUGCAGUACUACUACGGCCGGGCGCUGGAGAUCUACGAGAGCCGCCUGGGCCCUGACGACCCCAACGUUGCCAAGACAAAGAACAACCUGGCAUCCUGCUACCUGAAACAGGGCAAGUACAAAGAGGCUGAGGCGCUGUACAAGGAGAUCCUGACUCGGGCACACGAGAAGGAGUUUGGCUCAGUCAAUGGAAAAAAAAAGCCGAUCUGGAUGCAUGCAGAGGAGCGCGAGGAGAGCAAGGACAGGAGCAAGGACGGUGUCCCCUAUGGGGAGUACGGCAGCUGGUACAAGGCCUGCAAGGUAGACAGCCCUACAGUGAACACCACCCUGAAGAGUCUGGGGGCUCUGUACCGGCGCCAGGGCAAGCUGGAGGCUGCUGAGACUCUGGAGGAGUGUGCCAUGAAAACCCGCAAGCAGGGUGUGCACGCCAUCAGCCAGACCAGGGUGGUGGAGCUGCUGAAGGAUGGGGGCAGGCCGGAGCGCAGGACCAGCCGGGAGAGCCUGCCCAGCAGUGCUGCCAAGACUGAGAACGGGCCCGAGCCUGAGGACGGGAUGGGCACGGAAUGGGCUGGGGAUGGCUCUGGAGCCCUGCGCCGGAGCGGCUCCUUCGGGAAGCUGCGGGAUGCCCUGCGCCGGAGCAGUGAGAUGCUGGUGAAGAAGCUGCAGGGGAGCAGUCCUCAGGAGCCCAGGAACCUGGGAAUGAAACGGGCCAGUUCGCUGAACUUCCUCAACAAGAGCAUGGAGGAAUCGAGCCCGCCAACGAGCAGCAGCUUCUCCGAGAGCCGGGGCCUGAGUGCCAGUACUGUGGACCUGUCCAGACGCAGCUCCCUGCUGGGGUGACCCCCUCGGACACCUCCACAGACACCCCCACAACCCCUGUGGGCCAGAGUAGAGGAGACAACACCUGCUGUUACACCUCCAUCGGCUGGCUCCCCGCCCCACCCAGUGUGCAGUGACUGGGGAGGGUCGUGCCCCGUGCACAGAGACUGGGGGCUCCCCAUCCUCCGUGUGGCUUGGCCUGGCCCCUCCUACUCUGGAAACUCACUCCCAUGCUGCUGUAUGGACAGUCCCCUUUCGGAGUGGGGACACCACCCCUUUAGCCCCCAGCCCCACUCCCUCAGCUGCACUGAGCUGUCCUCCACCCCUCAAGCUGUGGAUCUGAUGCUGGGCUGGGGAGACACUUCUAGGGGGCUGGUAGGGGGUGUUCAGGGGAAACCCCUGGGACUCAGCUGCUGGGUUGGAGAAGGGGAUCCAGAGGUGAGUCUCAUCACCCCCCUUGCUGCUGAGUGUGUGAUCACUUCUGUUUCCUUUGUAUUUAUAUUUUGUUCUCAGGGAGUCCCCUGCAGUGGGAGCCCCUCUUUGCCCCAUGCUGCCCUCAGACCGGCUGGGGAACCCCUUCCCCUCUUUCCGUUCAGAUGCUGCAGCCGCUCCUGUUGCUUAGUAUCUAGGUCCCGUCCCCCCCCCCCGACUGCUCUGCACCCUCCACCUACCCAGAACCCUCCCUGCCCCUUGCUGAAGGAGGUGGUGCAUGUAGUCACUAUGGUCCCCCUGGUUUACAUGGUCCUGGUGCAGGCUGGUGAAUUCCCCCCUCCCCAGCUCCUGCACACCCCCAGCAGUGGGGUUGGCAUCUCAUUGCCUCCGAGCUAGAGCCUGCGCCUUUCACUGGAAAACACUAACCCCUCUGGGGCCUGGGGGAUGGGAAUGGAGCUCGCAGUGUCGCACAAUUCAUUUCCUUUCACAUCUCUCUACAAUCCCACCUAACACAGGAAUAGGCCCCAACCACUGCUAUGCCCCGGAGUGGGAAGCAGGGGCUGUUACCGCCCUCCGGGGAGGUGCGUAGGGAGGGCUGGCCAACAGGGGAGAGGCUGCUAUGGAAAAUCUCCCCCUAUCCUGAGAGCAGCUUAGCUGGGUCCCUCCAGGUCCCUCACCUUCGUCAGGGCUCCUUGAGCCUUCACUGCUUCACCCAUCUAUCUGCCCCCCUGUGGGGGAACCCAUUGGGGGGUAGGGCACCCGCUGAACUUGCUCUCGAUUUACCAGUGUUG
Molecule: messenger RNA, 3583 nt
Organism: Pelodiscus sinensis (Chinese soft-shelled turtle)
Lineage: Eukaryota; Metazoa; Chordata; Testudines; Trionychidae
Source: RefSeq, a predicted model, not a curated record